CCCCAAAAAAUUGAAAAUGGAAACAUGGAAAUAGAAAUUUCUCUCAUUCAGCAGUCGGUUUCUCGAUGGGCAACAACGCCUCUCUUCCCUGAACCGCAUCCCGCCACCGCCCUCAAAACCUUCCCCUAAAACCCUAACACACCUCACCCGAAAUGGCCUCGCUCCUCCACACAUCGCCUCUCUCUUCUCGCACUCUCCUCCCUACUAACCCCUCUCCCUCUUCCUCCUCCCCAAUCCCAUGCCCCAAACGCUUCCGGUGUAGUGUGGGGGAGCCUCUGAGGUACGCGAACGGGAGGCCGAGCGUUCCGAUUCUCCGGAGCGACGAGGUGCUGCCGAACUUCCUGACGAGGACGAGUCCGGUGGUGAAUGCAGCCGGCAAGGAUGACACCAGGCUCAGGAUAUUCUCUGGGACUGCGAACCCGGCGCUCUCUCAGGAAAUUGCAUGCUACAUGGGUCUUGAACUUGGAAAGAUUAAGAUAAAGCGCUUCGCUGACGGAGAGAUAUAUGUUCAGUUGCAAGAAAGUGUCAGAGGGUGUGACGUAUAUCUUGUUCAACCGACAUGUCCUCCUGCAAAUGAGAACCUCAUGGAGCUUUUGAUAAUGAUUGAUGCAUGUCGGAGGGCGUCAGCCAAGAACAUUACUGCUGUGAUUCCAUAUUUUGGAUAUGCCAGGGCUGAUAGAAAGACUCAAGGGCGUGAAUCUAUUGCUGCCAAACUCGUUGCAAAUUUGAUCACUGAAGCUGGUGCAAAUCGUGUUCUUGCAUGUGAUCUUCAUUCUGGUCAAUCGAUGGGAUACUUUGAUAUUCCCGUCGAUCAUGUAUAUGGUCAGCCUGUUAUACUUGAUUACCUCGCCAGCAAGACUAUCUGUUCCGAUGAUUUGGUAGUGGUCUCACCCGAUGUUGGGGGCGUUGCUAGAGCCCGUGCUUUUGCAAAGAAAUUAUCUGAUGCUCCUCUGGCAAUUGUUGAUAAAAGGCGGCAUGGGCACAAUGUGGCAGAGGUGAUGAACUUGAUAGGUGAUGUGAAGGGAAAAGUAGCUGUCAUGGUUGAUGACAUGAUUGAUACAGCUGGAACUAUCUCGAAAGGUGCAGAAUUACUACAUCAAGAGGGUGCCAGGGAAGUCUAUGCAUGCAGUACACAUGCUGUUUUUAGUCCUCCUGCUAUAGAGAGGUUGUCAAGUGGUUUGUUCCAAGAGGUGAUCAUAACAAAUUCUAUUCCAGUGUCUGAGCAGAACUACUUUCCCCAGCUAACUGUCCUGUCAGUAGCAAAUCUUCUCGGAGAGACCAUAUGGCGUGUGCAUGAUGACUGUUCUGGUGGCUAUGAACCCUAUUCCACCUUGGGCAUUGAUUGAUCAAUUCCUGUUUGCGGUCUCCCCUCCAGGUUCCUUUACUGUUGUAUUUGUUACCUUGUUGGCGCAUGUUUGUUAAUAGCAAAACAAAUUUUUUAACAGCUUCGUUUUUUCCUUUCUUUUUCACAACUUUGCUCGAUUUGAGGUUGAUGUGCUUGAAUUUGAAUUACACAGGACUAAUCAUAUCUUAUUUUCCUUA
Molecule: messenger RNA, 1542 nt
Organism: Argentina anserina (silverweed cinquefoil)
Lineage: Eukaryota; Viridiplantae; Streptophyta; Magnoliopsida; Rosales; Rosaceae
Product: ribose-phosphate pyrophosphokinase 1
Exons: 9
Coding region: 153-1346 (397 amino acids)
Biological process (GO): purine nucleotide biosynthetic process; ribonucleoside monophosphate biosynthetic process; 5-phosphoribose 1-diphosphate biosynthetic process
Cellular component (GO): cytoplasm; ribose phosphate diphosphokinase complex
Molecular function (GO): ribose phosphate diphosphokinase activity; magnesium ion binding
Source: RefSeq, a predicted model, not a curated record